GACCGAGCCCGGAGCUUUCGACAGUCUGAGGGGGCGAAUUCGUGUUCACUGGCUAGCUGGCGCGUCUCCUCCUUCUUAGUCUCUCAGCUUUGGACGGAGCAAGUUAGGUUUUGGAAAUGAAGAGUGUACGCGAUUUCCUCACCAAGCCUGGUGAGCGAGACCAGCCUCAGGCAGGCUCCUCACAUGCUGGGGUGGGCCGGCGGGAUCCUGAGGUAAAUUGUCUUUGGGCCCCGGAAGGAGUGAGGCCUGAAGGCGGUGCCUCAGGGCCGAAGUCCUGGAUCCAAAAGGUUCUUGAGCAAGUAAUAGACUCACCUCUCCAGUGGCUCAGUCUCUCGGACGUGACUCCUGUCUCCGUGCUGGCCGUCCAACGGUACCUGCUAGACGAGCCUGGAGACGUAAUUCCCAAACUAUCCCGUUAUCGGUACGAUAUUACGGUCUCGGACGGGGUGUAUCAGGAAAAGUGCUUUCUCCAUCCCAGACUGAACUUUCUGGUGUCUAAAAAUAUUCUCAGACCUGGCAUCAAAAUGAGAAUUUCCAGAGUCUCGUGUCUUUACAACGAGAAAAGGGUAGGCCAGGGCAUCUUGUGCAUUGAUAAUGUCGACUGUAGAAAGGAGGGGACCUCGGACUCCAUUUCUUUAGCGACUCCCUUCAGAAAUAGUGCGCACCAGGAGAUACCGGAGAGGCCCUUAAGAGGCGGGAAGAGUCAUUACCUGGCCCUGUGGAAUAACGAAGAUCCGUAUGGAGAUAUCUGGUUAACGAACAAGCAACCUGAGGAAUACAAUUUUAACAAUACCAGAAUAAUUUCUCUUGCUCACCUUGAAAUGAGCUGGACUAAGAGAACGAAUUAUCCUGCUUUGCUUGUGAGAAUCAUGCAUAAAUCAAGACUGAGAUACUAUGGAAAACCCGAUAAAAAGAUGAUUGAGCCAUACCAGACCUUUUUGGAAGUUGCUGACAAUUCAGGAACUGUAUCAGUGAUCAUGUGGAAUGCCCUGUGUCCUGAGUGGUAUAAAUGUUUGCAAGUUGGCUUAGUUCUUCUGCUUCAAGAUUAUUCUGUUAAAAAGAGUUUUCCAUUCAGGCUGCCGCCUCUCCCUGUGGAUCCACAGAUCAAACAAAUUUCUACUAUGGAGAUCUGCCUGAACCUUCGAGAUCCUCCAACUAAUAUAAAUAUCAUUCCAGAAAGGCAGGUGAAACCAGAAUGGAGAUUGCCAAAGUUAAAUCAUCGCUUUAUCACAAGAUCAGAACUGGAUGAUAUGCCAGAAAAGCAAAUCUGUGAUGUUGUUGGCGUUUUAGUUUUUGUAGGAAGGGUCCAACGGUUAAAAAAGAAAGAAAACAGUGAAGAUUUUUGGUCAUAUCGCUGGAUUCACAUUGCUGACGGGACUUCAGAUCAACCAUUCAUUGUGGAACUGUUUUCUACAUCUCAGCCAGAAAUCUUUGAAAAUAUUUGCCCAAUGACAUAUUUCAUGUGUACACAGUUGAAAGUUGUCAGAAAUAACAAUCAAGUACCUAAACUGCUUUACCUCACCACUACAAAUGAGAGUCAAAUAUUUAUUAUCGGUCAUAGAGGCCAGCCAUAUGUCAAUGAUACCAAAGUAAAAAGUUUUAUUCGCUGGAUUAAAACAAAGACUGAUUCUGGGGAAAUGAAGAAUACUGUUAUUGGUGGAUAUUACCCCUAUCCCCCAGUGCCAGAAACAUUUUCGAAGUAUAGUACUUCUGUAAAAGUUCAGUCGCUCCUGACAGCUAUAAGUGAAGUGAGGAAGGAGAUUGAAAACUUGCAGUAUAGGGAACAAAAACGCAUUGCAAUUCAGGGAAUAAUUACUGCUAUAAAGUAUAUUCCCAUUAGCAGUGCAACUGGAAGUUCCUCAGCAUCAGAAACAGUUCGGAAUGUUAACCAACCCUCAACAUCCCAAACAGCAAUAAAAGAAAGUCAAAGUCAGGAACUAUAUGGUAAACAGCAUCAAGAUGAUGGUUCUGUGAGUUGUCAAACUACAUGUACAAGUUUGAGCCCUCCCAAGAAAAAAAGGAUUCUGCAAGGGCCAUUUGCCAAACUAGUUCCUAUACCUCAGCCAGAAACUUCUGCACAAACAAGAGAAAAUAUACCAGACACACCAAGUAUCUUCCAACGUAUGUUGCUUUAUUAUUAGUAGUAGUAUUAAUGAAAUAUUUAUGGAACACUAUUAUAUAAAGGUCAC
Myotis davidii is the source of this 2189-nucleotide messenger RNA. RefSeq names its product chromosome unknown open reading frame, human CXorf57 (gene RADX). The record is from RefSeq and is a predicted model, not a curated record. The coding region runs from base 117 to 2141 and encodes 674 amino acids. Gene Ontology annotation, cellular component: replication fork. Gene Ontology annotation, biological process: regulation of DNA repair. The transcript is spliced from 11 exons. NCBI's taxonomy places the organism in Eukaryota, Metazoa, Chordata, Mammalia, Chiroptera, Vespertilionidae. Gene Ontology annotation, molecular function: single-stranded DNA binding.